Messenger RNA from Callorhinchus milii (elephant shark), 5942 nucleotides. RefSeq names its product SET domain containing 1B, histone lysine methyltransferase a (gene setd1ba). Lineage: Eukaryota; Metazoa; Chordata; Chondrichthyes; Chimaeriformes; Callorhinchidae. The transcript has 20 exons. The record is from RefSeq and is a predicted model, not a curated record. Gene Ontology annotation, cellular component: Set1C/COMPASS complex. Bases 145 to 5808 code for a protein of 1887 amino acids. Gene Ontology annotation, molecular function: RNA binding; protein binding; histone H3K4 methyltransferase activity.
ACCGACAGACGGACAGACGGACAGACACAGAGCACAGGGCCAGAAAAAUAACCCCCGUUUCCUAAUGUAAUCGGCGACAUGAUGUGAAUCUCCUGUUCGCAGAUACCGCCGUUUGGUCGACAAAAAACAGGGAAAGCGGCGAAAAUGUCUCACAGAGAACUGAGACCCACAGAGAGACCGAGACACCCCGGAGAUCACGGCAAACGGCAGAGUUCUGGUUCGAUCAAUGGGAUGGAACACAGUCACACAGGAGGGGGUUCUGGAGAGAGGAAAAACCACCAUUGGCGAAGUUAUAGAUUGAUUAUUGACCCUGCCCUGAAGAAGGGUCAACACAAACUCUAUCGUUAUGAUGGCCAACAUUUUAGUCUACCGAAUCCUGGCAUCCCCCCGGUGGACAUGGUCAGAGACCCCCGAGUUGGACGCAUAUGGACCAAAAGCAAAGAGCUGGAUUUACCGAUUCCAAAAUUCAAGGUGGACGAGCAGUACGUGGGACCAGUGCCACCCAAGCAGGUGACGUUCGCCAAACUGAACGACAACGUCCGCGAGGAGUUCCUCCGGGACAUGUGUAAGAAGUACGGCGAGGUGGAGGAGGUCAAGAUCCUGUACAACCCCAAGAACAAGAAGCAUCUGGGCAUCGCCAAGGUGGUCUUCGCUACCGUGAAGGGAGCCAAGGAGACGGUGCAGCAUCUCCACAGCACCUCCGUCAUGGGCAACAUCAUCCACGUGGUGCUCGACACCAAAGGAGAGCACCGACUGAGAUAUUACGAACUGCUGGUGAGCGGCCAGUUCACACCUCAGACUCUCCCCGUGGGCACAGAGACCUUACCGGAAACCUCCCCACCCGCCAGCAGCGAGCUCCCGCAGGCCAACGAUUUGCCGAAGGUGCGGCAGGGAGACAGCUACCUGACGAUGGGGCCCUCGUCGGUCACUCCCAACAGCGGCACCCCCUUCUCUCACGACACGGCCUACUCCAGCCUGCGGCAGGACACUCCCAACUCCUACAGCCAGUAUACCCCCCAGUCCUCCCAAGGCACCCCACACACCCCCCGCCAGGGGACCCCUUACUCCCAGGACUCUAGCUACUCCAGCAGGCAGACCACUCCGGCCUACACUUUCGCCCCGGAGCCUGGUUACAAGCCCCGGCGGGCCGAGGCCAGCUUCCAGGAAUCGUUCAGGCGCCUGGGACACCUGUACGGCCACAACCCAGGGUCCUACCGGAGCGGGGAGAUGGGGUACAACAGCUACAAGGGCUCGCGCUCGGAGUCUGGGGCCUACCCGCUGGGCCAGGCCGGUGCGGCCUACCCGGGGCCUAUCAGCCCUUACCAGAGCCUGCACACAGCCUCCUCCGCCACAGCCCCCCCUCUCCCGGCCUACACCCGGCCCCCGGAGCCCGCACCGCAAGCUCCCCGCGAGCACGGCUACCGCAGGCCGCCCACGGAACACUACGCCCACAACCACGACUCCACGCCGACACACCCAGCCCCCGACCGGCCGGAGGAGCCGUUGCCGGGCGACGGGAGCAGCGACCCACCGCCGGCGACUGCACCCUUCGGGAAAUCACCCCCGAGCGCUCGCUCACGCCCGAGACUCUCGUCUCGGAGCCCGCUUCUCCCCAACAGCCUGGACUCUCGCAUCGAGAUGCUGCUGAAGGAGCAGAGGACCAAGCUGCCCUUCCUGACCGAGCACGACUCGGACGGCGAAGUCAAGAUGGAGCCCAGCCCCGUCUCCUCCUCGUCCUCGCAGCUCUCCCCGCUGGCCUCGGCCCUCCCGCCCCGAGGCCUGGGACCCUCCUCGCGGCCCCCCAGCACAGGCUUGGAGGACAUCAGCCCCACGCCCCUGCCGGACUCGGACGAGGAGGACGAACUUGUUACGGACACGGUCAACCCCAACCUCAACGCUAACUCCAGGCCUGGCUCGGAGGCCGGGACCACCCCUGUGGACCAGGCUGGACAGACAUGUCACUUCCCCGCUCCCCCUGAGGCCCCAGACACGGGACAGGAAAACGCCCAACUGUCGCCCCCGCCCCCGCUACCGCCCGACCCGCCCGACGAAGAGGCUCCCCAAUCCUCGGGUGAGGACAUGGAGAUAUCUGACGACGAGACGCCGGGCAGCCCGAUAACCAGCGGCAACUGCUCCAAAGCCAUCGUGGUCAGCGCAUCCAACUCCGCGGUCAUCCCUCCAGCGAUCUCCAUCCCACCUCCGGGAUUCCCCCCGCUCCCCCCUCAACCCCCGGGCUUCCCUCUGCCCCCUCCCCUCCCCCCUCCGCCCACAGUCACCGUCCCACCCCCACCUCUCCCGGCCCGGCCUGACCUGUGCCCACCAGGCGUGCCCCCUCCUCCGCCCCCUCCCCCACCCCCUCCCCCACCCCCACCUCCCAUGCUCCCCCAUCUCCCUCCCUUCCCUCCGGGCAUGUACCCCAUGAUCUCCAUGGACCUGAUGAACUGCAUCGGCACCCAGUGGGGGAGCAUGCAGAUGUCCUUCCAGAUGCAGACGCAGAUGUUGAGCCGUAUGAUGCAGGCACAAGGGCCAUCCCACUACCCGCCCUUCUUGGCCACUGGAGUCAGUGCCGGGGCAGGGGUGGGGGUGGCGGCCGGGGUAGGCGUGGCGGCCGGGGUGGGCGUGGGGGCGGGGGUGCAGUUCAGUAGUGUGCAGCCCUACCGGCCUUACGUGGUGGGCGCCAACCUCACCCACGGCCAGCAGUGGACGCCGCUGCCCAAGUUCGACCCCACCGUGCCACCGCCGGGCUACGCCGAGCCCAAGAAGGAGGACCCCCACAAGACGACCAUCGAGGGCGUGCUGCUGGCUGUCAUGAAGGAGCUGAAGAGUAUCAUGAAGCGGGACCUCAUCCGCAAGAUGGUGGAGAUGGUGGCGUUCAGGACCUUCGACGAGUGGUGGGAGCGGAAGGAACGCAAAGCCAAGACCUCGCAAACUCCCAUCAAAUCAACGGACCUGAUCAAGGACGACGAGAGGCCUAAAGCCAAGGAGACCUCGGCUCAGGCUUCCACGUGUUUGCUGGAAAACUGGCAUAAAGGGGAGGGGCUGGGGUACGAGGGCAUGGGCCUGGGUAUGGGCCUGAGGGGAGCCAUCCGUCUGCCCUCUUUUAAGGUGAAGAGGAAGGAGCCCCCAGACCCGGCCUGCGCUGGAGAUCAGAAGCGGAUCCGACCGUCCACUCCUCUGGACGACGAUGACGAAGAGUCGGAGCGAGACCGGGACAUGUCGGACGUGGCCAGUCACUCCUCGGAGAUGUCCAAGAGAGACCUGGAGUCUGUGAGCGAGCGGCGCAAACCGGCCAAAGCCCUGAAACUGGACAGCGAGGGGGAGGAGGAGGAGGAGACAUCCGGCAAGGAGGAGGAAGAGGAAGAGUCCUUCUCGGAGAAAGACGAAGAUGAGGACGAGAUCUCAGCCAAAGCCUCAUCCGAAAAGGAGGAGGACGAGGACGAUGACGAUGAUGAAGAUGCGGACGCCGAGACCAGUGAGAAGGAGGAGCUGGACUCUGACGAAGACGAAGUGACCAGCGCCGCCUCGUCCAAAGCUGAGAUCGAGUCGUCGGACGACAGCGACGAGUCCUCGGAAUACGAGUCCAGCUCCGAGGAAGAGGAGGAGGAGGAGGAGGAUGAGGAAGAACAGGAAGGGGAGGAGGCGGGGGAGAGGGAAGAGGAAGAAGAAGAGGAGGAGAGGGAGAGUCUGCUGUCGGCUGCGGCGGAGGUAGAGCCGGGGCUGGAGGCCGGGGAUGCGCAGACGGAGCCGGUGACUGUGUUGGUGAUGGAUGUCCUGGAGGGGCCGGUGCCGGGGGAAGAGGAGGAGGAGGAGGAGGCGACUACGACGGUGGAGAUGGAUUUAAAGCGGCCGCCGUCACCACCAGCCCUGGAGCCAGAGCCGGCGCCGGAAGCCGAGGUCCCGGAGUUGGCAGUGAGCGAGGAAGGGCCCGUCCGGCCGCCCACUCCCAUUGGAUCGCCGGCCGGAGCGCCGGAGAGCGAGAGCGACAUUCCCGGAAAGCAGGAUCCAGAGCUGGUGGUUCCCGAGCCGGAGCGAGAGCCGGAGCCAGAACCAGAACCGGCCACGGGGGGUAGAGAGACGCUGACCUCACCGGGAGGCCAGGAGCCGAAGGUGGAUGUACCACGGACACCGGGGAGGGAGCUCGUCACACACCCCCUCACCGCGGAGCCCCCCCGGCUCCCCCCCACCCCAACCGAGCGCCCGACCCUGGGCAAGAGCGUGUCUGAGGAGGGCCCACCCCGGACUCCCGGGCGGGACUUCACCCCUGACCCCAUGCGGGGGGUCGCGGGGUCGCACGGGCAGGCUGAGCCUCUUCCCGCUGACUCCCUUCCUGUCCCGCCUGCUCCCGUUCCCAUCUGCGUUCCCGUCCCCGUCCCGGUCCCGGCCCCCUCAGCCAAGCUGGCAACCGCGCUGAGCCGGCCGGAGCCUGAGCCGGAGGAGCCGCGGAGCGAGGCCGAGGUGUCCGAACCUUCGGCUCUUUUCCCGACGAUCCCUCCCGGUGGCGUUCCUGAACAAAGGUUCGAGCGGGGGGAGGAAGAGGAGCAGGCCGAGGUGAAGGUGUGCGCACGCCCGGAGAGGCCAGGACUUGCUGACACCGACCACAGAGACUUGUCGGAGCCGCGAGAAGCUGCUCCGGCCGGAGCGAAAGACCCGGCGGCCGUCACCCUGGACUUUCGGGAAGAAUCGGCGGAGCGGCGGGCAGAGAGCGUUCCCGCCUGGGAGAGCAGGACCGGCGACGACAGAAGCAGGCUGCCGUUACUGCCCGUCAAGUGUGAGGCCGAGAGCGUGGAGGCCCGGAAGGAGCGAGGACGUCCCAGGGACCCGUUGGGCCGGAAGCAGCGGAAGCGGCACGAGCUGGAGUGGUACGAAAGGCUCCCUUCCCCCGAGCCCCCUCCCCCGCGCUCCCUGUUCCGCUCCCGCUCGGAGUUCGAGGAGAUGACCAUCCUGUACGACAUCUGGAACGAGGGGAUGGAUGAGGAAGAUGUCAAGUUCAUGAAGCUGACCUACGACAAGCUGCUACAGCAGGACAACUGCAUGGACUGUCUCAACGACACCCUCUGGGUCCAUCAUCCCUGCACCAACGUGCCCAAGGUGAAGAGGAAGAAGAAGGAGGACGGGCUGAGGGAGCACGUGACGGGCUGUGCGCGCAGCGAGGGCUACUACAAGAUCAGCAAGAAAGACAAAGCCAAAUACCUCAACAUCAGCGGCACCCCCGUGGAUGAGCCCCCAACAGACACACAGGGAAUGAGCAUUCCAGCCCAACCUCACGCCUCCACCCGGGCGGGCUCCGAGAGGCGAUCAGAGCAGCGACGCCUCCUGUCCUCCUUCAUGGGGGGGCUGCCCGCCGACAGCGACCUCCUCAAGUUCAACCAGCUCAAGUUCCGAAGGAAGAAGCUGAGGUUCUCGAAGAGCCACAUCCACGAGUGGGGGCUGUUUGCCAUGGAGCCCAUCGCUGCCGACGAGAUGGUCAUCGAGUACGUGGGGCAGAACAUCCGACAGGUGAUUGCUGACAUGCGGGAGAAACGAUACGAGGACGAGGGGAUCGGCAGCAGCUACAUGUUCCGGGUGGAUCACGACUCCAUCAUCGAUGCCACCAAAUGCGGCAACUUCGCCCGGUUUAUUAACCACAGCUGUAACCCGAACUGCUACGCCAAAGUCAUCACGGUGGAGUCGCAGAAGAAGAUCGUGAUUUACUCCAAACAGCAGAUCAACGUGAACGAGGAGAUCACGUACGACUACAAGUUCCCCAUCGAAGACGUGAAGAUCCCGUGUCUGUGCGGAGCUGAGCAUUGCCGCGGGACCCUCAACUGAGGGGGGAGAGGAGGGGCGGGGGGCACGGGCAGGCAGUUUCGGUCAGACCCAGAUCCCCAGUGCCUUGGGCUGACAAACUGAGCCAAUGUUGGCAGAGUUCCCCCCCCACUCCCGCACCCCCCAUUCUGGAGAGA